Molecule: messenger RNA, 690 nt
Organism: Cololabis saira (Pacific saury)
Lineage: Eukaryota; Metazoa; Chordata; Actinopteri; Beloniformes; Belonidae
Product: parvalbumin beta-2-like
Exons: 5
Coding region: 97-426 (109 amino acids)
Cellular component (GO): nucleus; cytoplasm
Molecular function (GO): calcium ion binding
Source: RefSeq, a predicted model, not a curated record
GGUAUAUAAAGGAGUGGGAAAGGGACUCAUUGCAUUCACUCCUCUCCUCCUUCCUCCUUGCUUUUCACUCGCUCAUUGCAGCCCAAAGAAUCAAAAAUGGCCUUCGCCGGAGUUCUCAAUGAUGCUGAAAUGAAAGCAGCCCUGGAUGCCUGCUCAGCUGCUGACUCUUUUGACUACAAGACGUUCUUCAAGACAUGCGGCCUGGCCGGCAAGACCUGUGAAGAUGUCAAGAAGGCCUUUGGCAUCAUUGACCAGGACAACAGCGGCUUCAUUGAGGAGGAAGAGCUGAAGCUGUUCCUGCAGAACUUCUCUGCUGGCGCCAGAGCACUCACUGACAAGGAGACCAAGUCUUUCCUCGCCGCUGGUGACAGUGAUGGUGAUGGCAAGAUCGGAGUCGAUGAGUUCGCCGCCCUUGUAAAGGCAUAAGUUUCUUCUGACCAAGAUCCACUUCUUUUCCCGGAACUGCGAGCUCCUUGCAAGAUUCAUUAGUCAUCAGCUGAAAGAAUAUUUUUUAUACCUUAUUUAUGAGUUGCCUGUGGACUAUUUCUCUACAUGGAAUGCAUAUUUUACCGGUGAUGUUAUUCAGAUAUGAUAUAUGUUCUGAAAUAAUGACUUGUGCAAACUGUAGAACACCAUCUGCACUUUUGAGGAAGAGUGACAACCAUGGAAUAAAUACUCUUUUGGUUUGAA